AUUGGUGUGUAGUCCCGCGCAGUCGCCGGCUCUCCUUUUCCGGACUCUGGGGAUCUCUUGCUGCAACUGACAAGGUAAUUCAUGCCCCGCUUUGGCCCGGGGUCCGAGGCUGUGGUUGCUCAAGGCCACUUAAAAACCAACAAAGCACCAAUUGAAGGCUGUGCAACUUUCAGAUGGCAGGUUGUUCAAAGGAUUUUUUCCUCCAAGCCUCAGAUUAUGAAAGGGACUCAUUCCAGUGCGUUUUUCGAGGAGGAGGGAGAAAACGUUGCCCGACCUCCGAGAGAGCUGUGGGACCAGCACUUUAUUUUACAAGGAACUGCAGAGCUCGGGUUCUAACUCCACGGCCCCGCUCUCUGAGGUGUUCAGGACAGGGCCUCCUCUUUCCCAGCCUUCAGGUCAGCCGGAUCACCAGGGCCUUGCGGGCCAGUUCCCCCUGCCGCGGUUGGGAGGGUCAGUGCAGCGGUCGCCGCGGCCAGAGCGCGCGGAGCUCGGGGGAGGCCGGAUUCCCUAGGUCUGAGCCGACCCUCCCGGCCGCCCGGCCGGGCGGCAGCGACCGCAUCCAUUCCUUUGUAAGUUGCACCGGCCUCAGGAAGUCGAUCUGGGCCCUCCCGGUUCGUUGGCGGUGGGCGUGGGAGACGCAGCCUGCGGAUAGCUCAGGGUCAGGGGAGAGGUGGAGGAAUGCGAAGCUUGUGGGUAGUUCUGCGGUGACGGACAGGGUUGGCGUGGAACCAUUCCCCGCCCCUUUUACCAGCCUUUAUGGGACCGAUGAGACAACUCUUUAACUCUCCUUUGGGUGUUUACCUAAAAUUUAUUGGCUCUGUAAACAGUAUUAAUCACAGUAGUAUUAACCUUCCCUGGAGCGCUUCCGAGUGUAAAUGGCAGUUCUUGGCACUCACCGUUUUCUUUUACUGUGUUUCAAGCAGAGCAGCAAACUCUUGUCCGCUUGGCUUCCUUUUCUACUAUCUCAAUCGUUCCUAGGUUUUGGUUCCUAUAGUAAAUUAAUGAAUAGUGUUUGCAUUACACAGCAUUUCCAUCAUAAUGCACACUGUUGGAUAUAUAUGUGCUAUAUACAUAAAAUAUAGUACAAAAUAAAAAUUAUAUACAUAUAUUCAUUGUAUAAUUCCUAAAAUCUUAAAAAAUUGAAACAUUAGUUUUGUCUUUAAGGCUGUCACCUUAUGUUUAUUUUUUAAACACCUUAUGUUUAUUUCAUACACUCUUGCUUGGUGGUCCAUAUGACAGCCGGAAGCGUUCUGAAGGGAGAGUUAGUGAAUAUCGACUUGACUGGAUUGGUUUCAGUAAGAACAUCUGGCUUUUACAGAAUAUCAUUUGAGGGAAGGGAAAUCUAGGGCAGAGGUAACAAUAAAUUGCAUUUGUAUAGGGCUUGAAGCUUCUAAAGCAACAUCUCAUUCAUUGAUUCUCAGUUUCUCACCUAGCCUUCUGUGAAGAUGGUGUUCCCU
Molecule: messenger RNA, 1457 nt
Organism: Homo sapiens (human)
Lineage: Eukaryota; Metazoa; Chordata; Mammalia; Primates; Hominidae
Exons: 1
Coding region: 174-782 (202 amino acids)
Source: RefSeq, a predicted model, not a curated record